Molecule: messenger RNA, 1302 nt
Organism: Lachancea fermentati
Lineage: Eukaryota; Fungi; Ascomycota; Saccharomycetes; Saccharomycetales; Saccharomycetaceae
Source: the annotation of a GenBank genome assembly
AUGCCGACAAUGGAAGGCCCUCUUUUGAAAACUGCCUCAAUCGAGCCAUCUUCUUCGCUUGCAAGUACGCCUCCAAGCGCGAUUGUGCCGAGCAAUGGGCCAAGUGCUUCGGAUAUGCAAUACUAUUACCAGUUCCUAUAUCCUUUCAAAUCAGUAUUCGAAUGGCUUAAUCACUCGCCCAAACCUUGUCGAGAUAUGACGCACAGGGAAUUUGCCAUGGCUUUCAGAUCAGGAGCAUACAAGAGAUACAAUUCGUUCAAUUCCGUACAGGAAUUUAAAACUCAAAUCCAGCGUGGUAAUCCUGACAGGUUCGAAAUUGGUGCUAUUUAUAAUAAACCUCCACGAGACCGUGAUUCAGUCCUCAAAACAGAAAUGAAACCUUGUGAAAAGGAGGUAGUCUUCGAUAUAGAUAUGGACGACUACGAUGCGUACAGAACAUGCUGCUCGGGCGCCAACGUUUGCAGCAAAUGCUGGAAGUUCAUCUCACUUGCCAUGAAAAUCAUUAAUAUCGCUUUAUCAGAAGAUUUUGGUUAUGAAGACUUCAUCUGGAUUUUUUCUGGGAGGCGUGGUGCGCAUUGCUGGGUAAGCGAUAAACGUGCCCGCACCUUGAGUGACAUUCAACGUAGAAAUGUUCUAGAUUACAUGAACGUUGUGAGAGAUCGAAACGUUGGAAAGAGACUUAACUUGAAAAGACCCUACCAUCCGCAUCUAACACGCUCGCUUGAAAUUCUUAAACCUUAUUUUGUGGAUGUGAUUCUGAAAGAACAAAAUCCAUGGGAAAAUGAUGAAGACGCUAUCGCAAACCUUCUUCCUGGCUUGCACGAUAAGCAACUCAUCGAACUAUUGAAAAAAUACUGGAAAUCCAACCCUAAGCGGUCGAGUGAGCAAAAAUGGAGCGAUAUCGACAUUACCGCUGGACAAAUAAAACAUGCCUCAAAUACCAAAAAACAAGAAUUUUUCAAUAGACUACGUGAGUCCAAAGAAGAUCUAGUAAUGGUUACUUUAUAUCCUAAACUCGAUGUCGAAGUAACAAAGCAGACAAUUCACUUGUUAAAGGCCCCAUUUUGCAUACACCCCGCCACCGGUAACGUUUGUGUACCAAUAACCGAAGGCUUCACUCCUUCAGACGCGCCAAGACUUAUUGAACUACAGCAACAAAUGGAGAGUAAUGGAAAUAUUGUCGAAGAAACAUCCUUGAAACCUUACUUAAGCCAUUUCCAUAAUUUUGUGAAGAAUUUGAUGAGGAAAGAGCUCAAGCAAUCGAAGAGAGAGCGGGAAGAUGAAACAGAAAUAGAUUUCUGA